GUUGUUCCAAACAUGUGUUCUGUUGAUGGGAGCACCACUUCAGCCUUGUUCAGGAGGGAAAUGCUUCCAUGGAUGAUUCAAUCUCCUUUGAUGCCUCAUAUCGCAAUUUUGAUGGCAUCAGCUUCUCAGACAGCAGAGCCAACUUCGCUGAUCGUCAAACCUUCGGAGAUGAUUGCAAUAAAAUCUCAAGUCCUGGGUCUGAUCAAUGACUUUCUCAAACAAGAUUUCACUUUGGUAGGCGGAGAAGCACUCCGCGCUGUGAUCCAUUUAUGGUGGUGGGGCACAACAUCCAGCUUGUGGGCGCAUAUGGCAGGUAUUAAGCAAAUGAUCAAGCUUCGCGGAGGUUUUCAGGCAAUGAAUGAUCCUGUGCUACAGCAAGUCUUUUUGGUCACCGACUUCGAACUUGCUUGUUGCUUCGAGCGAGACUUGUUCCUCAUAGACCCAGCCAUGGCGAAUCAUAUGGACAUUCCCAUUCCUCCGACAUAUCCCGAGUUUCUCAGAAGUCCGCUUCUUGCCUAUCAUGAGACAUUCCGCCAUGAUAGAAUGGUGCUUGGCCUCAGCCCGGAAGCAGCAGAGAUCUUAGAUGAUGUCCGAUUCUUGACGUUGUCCAUAACCUCGCCCUCGGAUACGACCAGUACUCGCAAGAUUCAGAGCACGGCAGCUUGGCUACAUGAAAGAAUUUCUACAUCCCCACCACUCGUCCCCAGUCCCAAUGCUCCUUUUAUCACAGUGACAACUUCAAUGAUCAAUCUCACGGCCCUGCUCUACACUCUCUCAAUCUCAAUGCUUAUCCCGAUCUCUGAGUUGUGGACUACGACCCUACUUCAUGAGUUUUAUACCAAUCUAUACUCCAUUAGCAUGAGCCAAUGGAAGGAAAUCCCGGCUAUUUUUCUUUGGGUCUUGCUUGUCGCAUGUCCGGGGAGUCAAGAAGACCAAAGAGGGAAAUGGUUGAGGAGGAAGAUGGCUGUCGCUGGGAUGCAAGUUGGGAUGGAAGACUUUGGCGUAUCGAUUGGUUGUUUGCGGGCGUUCUGGAGAGUCCAGAGGUGGGUUCAAGAUGAGGGAUCGAAGCAAGAAGCGAGUCAAGACGGCGCUGGUUGAACUAAGUACUAGCACGAAAUGCGAUGCAACUUUGGAGGACAACCGUUUACUCUUAAGUCUCCGAGCUUUCUAUUGUUCCAACAAAUCCGUGGUGACUGAAGAUGCAAAGCCAACGAUCUUUGGGUUACCACCCUCCACACGUCUCCAGCACCAAAUAUACUCAACAAUGCUUCACUCUCAGUUCACGCAUAAAAAUGGUAUUUUACAUGAAACCUGCUGCUGCAAAAUGAAAGGAAAUUCACCCGGCUUCUCAUACCAACACCAUGGAUUAUCUGUCCAGCGUGAGUUAUACCAGAACGUAGGCAACAGGUGCCAGGCUUCAUCCUCUCCAUACUGCCACAUGUUGACAACUACAUAGUCUGGUAACUCGGAAGUCAUACCGAACG
Mollisia scopiformis is the source of this 1484-nucleotide messenger RNA. RefSeq lists its product as uncharacterized. The coding region runs from base 13 to 1098 and encodes 361 amino acids. The transcript has 4 exons. The record is from RefSeq and is a predicted model, not a curated record. NCBI's taxonomy places the organism in Eukaryota, Fungi, Ascomycota, Leotiomycetes, Helotiales, Mollisiaceae.